CAAUGUCAAGCCCAGGAUCUUGAUUCCCAGCCAUGACCAAACCAAACGCAGCGCCAUCAUUGCUGUUGGGAGUUGUGACCGGACUUUCGUACUCUUUCACCAUCCACCUACACAAUGUCUUGCUCGCCGGCCGCCGGUGACUUGCUGUGCGGUGAGGUUGCCGAUGAAGUUGUCUACGGUGAAAACCAAAGGACGUCGCCGCCGUACUUGCAGCCGUAUUCACCUCCUUCAGACGACGCAACCAUCGGCGGACUCAUCGACGUCGAGGCACAGCACAUGCCCGACCCAGAUUACCUGCGGCGGUGCCGUUUUCGUUUAAUCGACGUAACCGCUCGCCAAGACUCCAUCAACUGGAUCUUGAAGGUUCGCGCACACUACGAGUUUCGUCCGGUAACGGCGUUCCUCUCAGUCAACUACCUCGAUCGUUUUCUGUCUUGCUCUCCACUUCCGCGACAAAGUCAGUGGGAGUAUCAUCUGCUAUCAGUGGCAUGCUUGUCUUUAGCGGCGAAAAUGGAGGAACCUGAAGUGCCUCUGUUACUGGACCUUCAAUUAGUGGAUCCCAGAUUUGUAUUCGAACCCAAAACGAUUCAAAGAAUGGAGCUGUGUCUCAUGACCAAGCUAAGCUGGAGAUUACGCUCCAUAACACCCUUCGAUUAUCUCCAUUACUUCAUCUCUAAGCUCUCUUGCGACCCGCAACCCGAUUCCAUAGCCCGGCUCUUCUCCGCUGCUUCCAAUCUCAUCCUCAGCACUGCCCUCGGUACCACAUAUACCUGA
Neltuma alba is the source of this 774-nucleotide messenger RNA. RefSeq names its product cyclin-D1-1-like. The record is from RefSeq and is a predicted model, not a curated record. NCBI's taxonomy places the organism in Eukaryota, Viridiplantae, Streptophyta, Magnoliopsida, Fabales, Fabaceae. The transcript is spliced from 3 exons. The coding region runs from base 115 to 774 and encodes 219 amino acids.